AUGCCGCGUCUUUACGGAGGAUCCAAGAAGGACUUUGGGCUGCACAACGAGACCGGGCUCUCUCUGCCUGGUCUACACGAGAGCGCUUCGUCAAAGUCCUCGGAGACAACCAGCUAUUACCGAUCCGCAAUGCCCGACUACGACGUGGGAAAACAGCACGGAGGACUCAAGAUCAGCAGCGGUACCGUCUCGCCAGUAAAGCCCUCGGCCACGGAGGAAGUCGGAGAGAAGAAAUCCAAGGGAUGGUUCGCCGGGAAAAGUAAGAAACAGAAGAAGAGCAAUGCUCCAGUGAGCCUCAUAGACAAGGUUGCAAAGUCGAGCGGCAUGGCGCGUCCCUCGCCCAUCCUGCAAGUCCGGGCUUCUGGGCGCCGGGUAGAAGAAGGCAUGGAUCAGUUCGGACGGCCACGAGCGGGGCCGGAGGCGCCUGAAGACGUGGACGUGCGAAUGCAUCUCUCGUACGACGCUCCUGUGGACAUUACCAAAAAUAAAUCAGGAUUAGUGAAACUGAGGCUUCAGCAGCCUGCUGGAAACAAGGAUUCAGAAGUCACCCUGAGGAGGAGCGGUCACGGUUUUGGUCUCCAUCUCUCCACUGGACUACCUCCUAUCACCGUCACUUAUGUGGAACCAGGUGGGGCUGCUGAGUCGGCUGGGGUGUGUGUGGGGGAUGUGGUGCUAGAGGUGAAUGGUGAGAAGUGUGAGGACUGUGAUGUUGCCAAGAUCGUCACUCUCAAGACCAUAAUCCAGCAGACUAACGUUUCCGAGGAUUUAGAUGACGGCGAAGUAGAAACAGUGGGCAGUAAUGGAAUCACGGACACGGCGUGGAACAAGAUCCAAGCCAGGCAACAUCAGGACGAGGAGGAUUCACCUAGACUGGAACUAACACAGAUUGAUGGUGACUCAGAGAAAGAAGAGAUGUUGCAGGAUGGACAAGGAAAAUUCCACGACAAGGCAGGACAAGCGGACAAAGUCCAGAUCAGUGAGACAGAAUGGGAGAGGAUUAGAGGGCAGAGGGAACUGGUUUUCGACAAGAACGCUCCCUCGACCGUCAUCCAGCACCAGGCCAAGAAAAGGGGAGUGUCCUCUGAAACUAAACCUCUCUCGCCCUCUUCCAAGACCACCAAGGAGGCGCCGCAGAAGAGAGAGAGGACGCCCCUGUCGUCACCAGAGAAACACGACACUCCCGAGAAGACAAAGUCGUCAUCCGGUAGAGGGAGUUGGUUCAAGAAGAAAAAGAAAGAGGCAAAGAGUGAGGGCGAGUUCAGAGUUAAGCAGAAGAGUGCAUCACUCCCGAGAUCGCUGACCGGUGCUGUUGUAAAUAGAGGGGUGGGAGAUGGAAAAUCCACUACAAAAGGCGGAGGACUACGGAUGAAAGUGACUAGCAUCGACGAUGUUGAAUUUGGGGAAGAAAAUAGCAGUCAAGUGUCCGAUAGCAUAAAAAAGACUUUCAGCUACGAGGGAGCUCUUCUGCCUCAGUCACCCGAUGGUCAUGUAACCUCACCUGAUGAUCAUGUGACCAGCAGUAUCCCACGGAGUCGGAGCCAAAACGCCAUGUUCAGGGCAACUCUAAUCCAGGCAGUUCAACAGCAGCAGAAUCGGCAGCAUAGUCGCACACCAUCAGACGACAUGACACGCAAUUCCCAGGGCCACAGUCGCUCCAAAUCGUACGAUGCUGCUGAGGAGGUGGGAGGAGGAAGGGGCAUUGAAGAUGGGUCCAGACUUGGUGUGGAGGAGCGUGGUAGCCAGACAGACGUCAGUCACGAGAUGAGAGUGGGUGAGGAGAAGGGAGCAGGGUCAGUAGACGUUGAUCCAAACUUGCGACUGACAAAAUCGGGAGUCGUCAAAGAAGCUGCAAAGCGACCAACACUAGAGGUAUUUGGGUCAGCAAAGAAGGAAGAGGGUGGAGACGAUGAUGCUAUAGAUGGUCCACUGUCUCCAGCCACUCCUGAGUUGCAGGACAAUAAGCCAAUAGAUCUCGGAGCCAUACCCCCCACACAGCCCUCGUUGGGAAGAGCACCAGGCCACACACGUCGGGACCUGGUGGCUCGCAGCUCCGUUAAGAGACGACUGCCCAGCAAGAAAGGCUCCCUAUUCUUCAAGGUGGAUGAUUCUCAGCUGAUGGGCAGAAAUAGGGUGGAGCUGUCUGAUCCUAGCCCCACCCACCGACCCCGUACACACACCAUGCCCGAGAAGGUCUCCAGAAAGCUAAUAGAGAUGCCUCCAGUCUUCUCUCUACCGCCCAGAGACACACACGAGGAAGAGACACCCGGAAGACCACCUGCUGAGACCAAAUCCCACGAGACUCGAAAUAUUCCCAAAGAGCCACUGGAAGGAAACGUUACCACCAGGUCAACACGAGGGAGUGAGAGGGAGAGCACACCGCUGCGUCAAAACUCAAACACGUCAACAACAUCGAGUGCUGAGAUCGUGGCACGUGCAGUAGCUGCAAGGAAGUCGACAUCUAGCGUGGUUAUGGAAGAGGGGGUAAAGGAGGGUGUGGAGGGAGGUGCUGGGAGUGCCAUAUUGGCCAGACUGCGCAAGGAGAGACGAGUCGAGAAGGAGAAGGGCGAGCCAGAGGAAACCAAGACCGAGAAGACCAACUCAGCCUCUGAUUUACGCCAGCGGAGGAGGAACAAGAUGGUGGAGAAACCGGUCAAAUCUCUAGGAAUUGCCAGCGAGUCAGAGGAGGCUGCCAAGCCUUCUCCUGGCUCCACCCCUCCACUGCAGAGACCCACGGUAAGCCUAAGAAAGACGCCAUCUUCAGAGUUCAAACCUGCAGCACCAUCAUCUUCCUCAUCCACCGCCCCCUCCUGGAUUGCUAUGGCUCAGAAGAAGAAGCAGAGAGUGAGUGCUCUACUCAACAGGAGAGAUGGCAGCUCUGCAGAGCCCCAGUCUCCGACUGGAGAGGUGGCGCCUCCCACCCUCUCCCCCACCUCCCCGGCUUCUCCAUCUCCAGCCCCUGUUGCCACACCCACUUCCAACGACAAAUCCACUACUCCCCUUGUCACCAAACCCACAGAACUCACCACUUCCACCAAGACGACGACGAAAACCUCCCCAGCCUCACACUCUCCACCCACCACCAAGUCCACCAGCUUCACCAAGUCCACAUCUCCCCCGACAAGCACCAAACCCACCGCUACCCCCGUCACCAAGAGCACUCCCUGCACACUCACCUCCACUCCAAAGAGCACUUCCCAACCCUCCUCUACACUUGUCACCAACAACACUCCUUCUGCCACCAGCACCAAACACACCUUCCCUCUUCCUGCCUCCCAAGUCACCAAAAGUACACCCUCCACCUCGUCCCCCGUCACCAAACGCACUCCCUCCACCUCGUCCCCUGUCACCAAAAGCACUCCCUCCAUCUCGUCCCCCGUCACCAAAAGCACUCCCUACACCUCGUCCUCGGUCACCAAACGCACCCCCUUCCCCAACUCCACUAAAACUCCACCCACCACCACGAGUGAGGAGGAAGGGCUAGGGAGACCACGUAAAGGUACUGUCAAAGACAGAAUGGCCUUCUUCCAGAAGUAGUAUGAAAAGAACAUUUUUAUCUUCACCAGAUACAUUAUAUACUAUAAUGUUCGAUUUUGAUGUCUAUAUAUAGAAGGAAUUGUAAUGCGUUAGAUUUUUGCACUUUUUUCCAUUUUUACAUACUGUUUAUUUGCAAGUGGA
This is a messenger RNA of Geodia barretti, 3675 nucleotides long. Lineage: Eukaryota; Metazoa; Porifera; Demospongiae; Tetractinellida; Geodiidae. The record is from the annotation of a GenBank genome assembly.